This is a messenger RNA of Gekko japonicus, 1672 nucleotides long. RefSeq names its product MOB kinase activator 3B (gene MOB3B). The coding region runs from base 377 to 1027 and encodes 216 amino acids. The record is from RefSeq and is a predicted model, not a curated record. Gene Ontology annotation, molecular function: protein kinase activator activity. Gene Ontology annotation, cellular component: cytoplasm; nucleus. Gene Ontology annotation, biological process: positive regulation of protein phosphorylation; signal transduction. The transcript is spliced from 4 exons. Lineage: Eukaryota; Metazoa; Chordata; Lepidosauria; Squamata; Gekkonidae.
UGUUGAUGUCGCAGCGGCAUCGCAGGCGAAAGAGACGGGAUUUUCCCCCCUUCCCUCCACGCGGAAAGGAAAGCGGCGUGGGCAUGCCUCCCUCCCCGCUGUGAUCUCUCACGGGCUUCUCUGUUUGGGAUUCACUUGCUUGGGAUUGCAGAGGAUCUCCUUCCCCCCGGCCAGUGGAAGCAGCGAGAAAAAAAGGCGAGAAACUGCAGCCAGCCCCAGGACUGAAGGAACAUGAAAUCUCCUGAUAAGGCAUUCAACAGGAAGAGCUAGUGGAUGAAGUGCGACUGCAACAAAAAUCUCCUUCGUCUUUGGAUCUAUCGUGCUGUCAUUCUAGUGCCUCUUCUUUUUGCUGCCCGAAACCUGACAAUUGCGAGACAUGUCCAUUGCACUCAAACAAGUUUUUAAUAAGGACAAGACUUUUCGCCCCAAACGGAAAUUUGAACCGGGGACUCAGCGGUUUGAGCUCCACAAACGAGCACAGGCCUCAUUGAACUCUGGGGUGGACCUGAAAGCAGCUGUGCAGCUGCCCAGCGGAGAAGAUCUAAACGACUGGGUAGCUGUUCACGUGGUUGACUUUUUCAACAGAAUCAACCUCAUCUAUGGAACUAUCUGUGAAUUCUGCACCGAGAGGACCUGCCCUGUGAUGUCAGGUGGCCCGAAAUAUGAAUACCGGUGGCAGGAUGACCUGAAAUAUAAGAAACCUACAGCACUACCAGCACCCCAGUAUAUGAAUCUUUUGAUGGACUGGAUUGAGGUUCAAAUCAACAAUGAGGACAUAUUCCCUACUAGUGUAGGAGUACCAUUCCCAAAGAACUUCCUCCAAAUCUGCAAGAAGAUCCUGUGCAGGCUCUUCAGAGUGUUCGUUCACGUCUACAUUCAUCACUUUGACCGCAUCAUCAUCAUGGGGGCCGAGGCUCACGUCAACACCUGCUACAAGCACUUUUAUUAUUUUGUGACAGAGCUCAAUCUCAUAGACCGCAAGGAACUAGAGCCUUUGAAAGAGAUGACGGCCAGGAUGUGUCAUUGAAGAGUCACUACAGAAUGAAAGAAAGAAAGAAAAUGCAAUUUCCUACUAACUGAAGAGCUAGAGGACUCAGCAGCCCUCAGGAGCAAAACUUGCCUGUUAAUCCUUAAAAAGCCGGGAAGUCAGGACCAGAAGAUGAUUUCUUUCACAGACACUUCCCACCAUCAAGUAGGCUCUUAACCCUAAAAAUGCUGCUAGGCGCCUCCUUGGAAAGAAGAUUUCUCAGAAAGGAAAGAAGCAACUUUAUUUCCAUAUCCCCCGAACAACCAAGGAGGAGCUCACCAGACUACGAAUUGGUUUCCAUUCACCUUCCCGCUCUAGAGCCACAUUGCAGUUUGGAUUUCCAGCUGUACUUUUGAAACAGACCUUAGUGUUAAAAGGAAGAGUUAUGAAACCAUGUUGGUACAUGCAUUGUUGUGUAGAUACAGCUGUGUUAAGAGCAAAUGCAAAAUUUCUGAUUGCCCUUUCGGUAUCUCCAGUUUAGCUUAGAAAAUAAGCCAGGCAGGCAUUUGCUUAAAAGAGAACCCCAAAGAUCCGGCAUACCCUUUAACUAGAAAAUGAGAUAAAUAGUUCGGACCACAAUCCUAGAUAACUAUAGAUGAGCAGGAAAGAAGCAGGUGGAAUGGCUGAGUCCCUUUUCCAUUUAAA